GCGUUUACUACAGCGUUUACAGCCGUGACAAUAACAAGCUUUACUUGAAUAGAGGACUUAUUUGCUGACUUACCGCGGGAUUUGUUCUUUAAUCCCUAUUUAGAUUGGGAUGUAAGGACGUACCUUUACUUUUAGGUCAGAAGAACAGGGUUCCACGAGGCCAACUUUAGAGCCAAACGGAGAAGUGCGUGGUUUGCAAACUGAACAAAACGCCAACUUGAGGGAAACAGCUGCGCAAAGAGUGAAUUAGAAUAAACAGUUACUACAUGGCAGAAGAAGGGCCACCAAACCAGAUGGAUAUCUACCAGCAAGCACAGGACCUAGUACCCAAGAAGGUGAAGCGUGCCUGCGACAUUCGGUAUGAAGUCCUGAUCAAGCUGGGGAACAUCCUGGACCCUCCUCAUCCAGAGGGCAAUGACUGGAGGGUCAUGGCCUCCAAACUGGGCCUGCCAAACUCCAUGAUCGACAUUGUAGCCUGCAAGGAGACAGAGAGAACCGUGACAGUGCUGCGAAAAGCAACGCACGUGACGACAAGACAACUGGUGCAGGCACUGUACGACAUGGGACAGAGAGAUGCUUUACAGUUGUUGGUUGACUUUUAUUCUUCAACAACAUGUGAAGAUCGUGAAGAGGAUCCAAGGGGCCAGCCAUUGAGAACCCACUCGAGCUCGAUGGAUGAACCGAUGGAGUCAGACGAACGCUACCCAGUACAGGUGCGACCAGACAGGGCACUGUCGGAGCCCGUAUACAGCGGAUACACGGGAGAUGCGAGCUAUCACCGACCAGAACAGGAGUCCGAGAAGGGAAGAAAUGGAGUCACCAGUGGACCAUCUUCCCCUUCAUUUUCUUCUACAUCUUUGGCGUCAUUUCCAUGGUUCAACCGAAGUUCAACAGAGGACCAAAUAGAGGAGGACUUCUUCUGUGAGGAGUCCAAGCAGUUUUGGUACGCUGUGAAACUGCGUAAAGGCAGUUUCACAGAGGUUAAGAUCUAUUACCACUUUGUGACAGCGAUGAAGAGUGCGUUCCCAAACGACCCCCUCGCCACCCAGCUCAAGAACAACAGAGUCCUCAAACUCAUCAAACAUGUCUUUGGGAUAAAAGGCGACAGACAUGAUGAAGUUCAGGUGGGCAAGUUUGUCCACCUUCUGGGCUGGUUCGGACCCUUCAAGGCAGAUGCACAGGGACACUGUGUAUGUCUGGCACAGGGAAACCCCCCAGCCGCUGCCUCUUCGGUGCCGUUUGACGCGUGUCUGGAGUUCGUGCCAGACCACGACUCGGCUAAGACGUACCCGGACCUCGUGACGCUGGUGAACAAGCGACUGAAAAGCGGGAACCCUGUGUACGGAGACGUGUUCUGUGUCCGACCGUGCCCUGACUUGCCUCUGAACGUAACCUUUACUGGUUACGAGGAAAAUAGCUACAGACAGCAUUUAAGCCAUGAGAAUAUUGUAGCAUUCCGCGGCACAGGUCGGCUAUCGGAAGACGUCCCCCAGUUCGACCUAAAAGAGGGGAACCAAUUCAUUGUGAUGGAGUAUCUCCCCGACAGCCUGCUGGAUUACGUGGAACGGCGUAAGACUCCGGAACGACAAGGUCUGACCGCGAACAUCGUGUGGAAACUGGGCAGCCAGAUCGCGCAUGCGCUACACUACCUGCACACACUGCCCGACCCCAUCGCUCACAGGGACCUCAAACCUGAUAAUGUGCUGUUGGACCCAGGGUCGUUGAGCAUGCGUGUGAAACUUGCCGACUUCGGACUGGCCUGUCACAGCUACGAGCUGCACAACAGGAGGGACGAGUUUGCCCAGAUCAGAUGGAGAGCGCCAGAGCUGCAGCAGUAUGGGAAAGGUGCCACUACAGGUGCACAGGCAGCAGCUGAUGGUGAUGAGGACGAUUGGUCAGACUCAGAUGACCUCGACUUGGGAGAAGACCCACCCGUAACAGACAAAGUCCAGCAGGUCGAGAAAGAUGAAACGUCACCUUCCAUAGAUGUGUUCAUGCGCGCUGACAUGUUCUCCUAUGGCCUGGUGUUGGGUUACCUCAUCACUGGAGAAAAGCCUUACGACAAGCAUGGAACCUACACGCUACAGAAAGAUCCAGACACCACAACCCAGGCGCCGCAGAAAGUCGUUCCCCACCCUUCCCUAACAGGACCUCUGCCAAAGAUCAUCAAAAGCUGCUACGACGAUGAGCCGACUGCACGACCAACUUCUGAAGACGUAGUUACUCAGUAUUUCAGUGUUGAUGACAACCCGUACGAAUCCGAGGCGUUGAAAGCAGUGUUCUUCUCCUGUGGAUUUCUGCAAGACACCAAGAUCUUUGUGGCAGAUUCUCUGGUUGGGGAGUCUACCGAAGGAUUCCGAUAUGAUGGCAUCAGACCGCAGGGGUACCCGAAGGAAUGUCUGGAGUGUUACGUGGAGGUGAAGGAAGAACCUAACCAUGAUGUACCAGACGACUGGGAAGAUCUACAGUAUGACUACACAGAACAUUACUUGAGGUUCAAGUCUGAUGCAGACCAGAAGAUAAUUGACGACAACCCAAGUGUGGCACUGAAGCAGCUGGUGACAGACAGGGCUGGGCCAGAGGAGGAACAGAAACUCGAACUCAAGUUUGUGCAGAGUACAUACUGCCACUAUCGCGCCAUGAGAGAGAUCUGGAGGAGCUUCCAGGAGCCAGAACAGCUAGAGUUAAUACCAUGUAAGAGCGUCGUCCAUCCUCACUACAGCACGUCCUUCGGCUUACAUGUGGCCAUCCUGACCAACGAGGGGCCGGACAACCCGCAGAAGUUCAUCUUUGCAAGGAGAUCAAAGCGAGAAGGCAUGCAUAGUCCAGGAAUGUUCACGUGCGGUGCCGUGGAGAGUUGUUCUGUGAAGGACUACAUCGUGAAGGAGAACGGCGACACGUAUGUGUCCCUGCUGAAGACAGCCACCAGGGGACUGGAUGAAGAACUUCGUGUCGACCUACGGGACAGUGACCCCGAGGCUCUGGUUCUCAACACCGUGUACCUGAAGUUUGACAACCACGAGUGGGGACUGUGUGGCUACGUCGACCUGACCGACCCUCGCAUCUCUAAAGGGGCCCAGCUGAGCUUCGACCAACUCCGCGGUCGCUUCACGACCGGCCCGAAGGACAAAUUUGAACACGAGGAAGUCGUAGCAGUGGACUUUAAACUCGUUCCGAUGGUGGAAUUCGUGAGGCAGAACUAUCAAGAUUUCACCAGCUCGGCAAAACUUGUUGUAGUGAAGGUUAUGCAGGCAUUCUUUGGUGUAGCUGCGACGGAACAUGCGUUUAAAGCUCACGCACUACCACCAAGCUAGCUAUAGGCAACAUGGAGACGUCUAAUAUUGUUCAAUUCUCAGUUCAGUUGCUCUUCUUCCAACAAGAAAUUGACCUCUGCGAGAUAUUUAGAGAUAGCAAAUAGCAAUGAGAGUGCUAUAUGCUGCACCUUUAACAUAAACUUCAUUAUGCAACAAUUGUACUAUAUUUCUUCUCUUCAUGUCUAGAUGAAAAUAGUUUUUGUGUUCCUGUCAAUUAAAACAUUGAUUUCAAAUGUUACACAUGCUUCUUUCGUACAUCAUACUGGCAAAAUAACGGACAUACAUAAUUUGGAACAUAAUUUGGGAAUUUUAUUCAAUUAAAUGCUUUCUGUAAACAUUAGAUCCUAAUCAUUCCAAGGAAUGUGUUUAUCAAAGUUGAAUCUGCUUAUAAAACUCCCACAAAUAGUCACAACGCCCCCUAUCAAUUUAAGUAAAAACUACAGCUUUUGUAUUAGAUUUCCUCCAAUGGUACUGCAGGACUUGUUGACAUUUAUUUGGUUUUCUUCUUCAUCUUGUCUUGUAGCAUAACAUAGCCAAAGAAG
Branchiostoma belcheri (Belcher's lancelet) is the source of this 3856-nucleotide messenger RNA. RefSeq lists its product as uncharacterized. The coding region runs from base 267 to 3314 and encodes 1015 amino acids. NCBI's taxonomy places the organism in Eukaryota, Metazoa, Chordata, Leptocardii, Amphioxiformes, Branchiostomatidae. The record is from RefSeq and is a predicted model, not a curated record. Gene Ontology annotation, biological process: signal transduction; protein phosphorylation. Gene Ontology annotation, molecular function: ATP binding; protein kinase activity; protein binding. The transcript is spliced from 23 exons.